Cloeon dipterum is the source of this 6112-nucleotide messenger RNA. RefSeq names its product trithorax group protein osa (gene osa). Gene Ontology annotation, molecular function: DNA binding; nucleosome binding. Lineage: Eukaryota; Metazoa; Arthropoda; Insecta; Ephemeroptera; Baetidae. Gene Ontology annotation, biological process: positive regulation of DNA-templated transcription; chromatin remodeling; regulation of transcription by RNA polymerase II. The transcript has 15 exons. The coding region runs from base 557 to 5737 and encodes 1726 amino acids. The record is from RefSeq and is a predicted model, not a curated record. Gene Ontology annotation, cellular component: nBAF complex; nucleoplasm; SWI/SNF complex.
AAAAAACAAGGAGGAUCCGCUCGAGCGCGUGAAAAACUAGUCAAUAAAGUCGGCGAGCAUUCGGCAAAUGCUCAAGUUUACCGACAGGGCUAUUGAAAGAGUGGUCGGAGACGGAAAAAGCGGCCCGAAGGGCUCGGGGCAAGUCGGUUGGAGGAGCGGCAGAGGCGGCUCUCACAGGGCAUUCGGAGCGAAGAAUGGCGACCGCUUAGCGCGAUGCUUGCUUAGCUAGGCCGCCAUGCCGUGAUCAAGUAGUGCUUCCGCCAUCUUAAAUAGUGCCGUGCUCUAUCGCUCGAUUUCUCCCUUAUUUUCUCAUUUUUCGACCCUUUUUUCCGUCUGGAUGUAAUUUUGAGCCUGUGAACUGGUAAUCAGGACAAAAUUUACGGCACGCGAGUGUGAAUCGGAGUGAAAUCGGUUGGUGGCGGAGGGAGCGACCGCAUUGCAAGUAGUGCGCCGACCCGAUACUGUUGUUUGGCGUUUGCUGAUCUCGCCGAGUGUUUCCACCAAAUUUUGCCGACUUUUUCCGUCGAAUAAUGUAAGGCAUGGGCGUGACCUAACCAUGGCCGCAGUGACCGAACAAGCCCAGGAGCACUUGGCCGAAAAGCCCGAGCCGUUGCCGAACGGCAGCACCAACGGCAACGACAAGCCGCAGUCGCCGCCCGACUUCGGCGGCCGCUUCGACGCGCCCCCGGCCGCAGCCGCCGCCGAAUACCGGCCACCAUACAAACCGGCCUACGGGCCGCAACGCUUCAUGUCGGGCCAAAGUUUGUCGCAGGCCGCGGGACCGACGCCGACGCUGAACCAGCUGCUGCAGAACAACCCGCCCAGGCCCAACUACGACAAUCCGCAGUGGCAGGCCCGGCCGCCCUUCGGCUACCAUCAGGGCCCCUACCGACCGCCACAUCCGCAACAGCAGCCGCAACAGAGACCGUACCUGGCAGGACCAGGCGCACCUCAGCAGGGGCCACAGUACCCGCCCUAUCCCCAGCGUUACCCGACGCCCCCAGGGCCUGGUCGACCCCAGCAGCAGCCACAGCAACCUUACCAGCCGCCUCCUCACCAGAUGCCAGGUGCUCCGUAUGGUUCGCAAAUGUACGGUGAUGGCAGGGGGCCGCAGUGGGGUCCACAGCAACAGGCGCCACCGCAGCAGCAGCAGCCACCGCAGCCUCAACAGUCUCCAGUGCCGCCCCAAGGGCCGGGCACCCCAACCCCUCCGCAGCAGCAGCAGCAGCAGUAUCCCCCUCGACCGGGUCAGCCGGCCACCCCAAACGCACACCCGCCUCCUGACGCUGGGGACCAAAACAGCAAUGACAGUUCCAGCGGCCACGGCGCCGCACCCGGCACGCCAAACUCGCAGCAAGGGUUGAGCAGCAGGCCAACCCCAUCGCCCACGGGUUCUACAGGUUCUCGCUCAAUGUCUCCUGCCGUGCAGGGUCAGCAGCAAAACAUUCCAAUUCCUCCGCGACCCUCAAGUGGGCAGUCGGAGGCACCAGCGGCCCGCAUGAGUCACUCCCCUAUCCAGGCCGGCUACCAGCCCCCGUACCCAAAGCAGGCCCCAUACCCUCAGCAGUACCCCCCGCAACAGGCGGCCCCUCAGCAGCCCCCACCGCCGCCUCAGCAGCAGCAGCAACCGCAACCCCCACCCCAGCAGCCGCCCUACGCCGCUAGGCCCUAUUAUCCCCCUGGGCCUGGGCCGCAAUACCGGGCGAACCACCAAAAUCAGCCCCAGCAGCAACCUCCACCUGGUCAAUACUAUCCAGGCUGGAAGCAGGGCGGGGGCCAGCAGCCACCUCCGCAGCGGCCGCACACGCCUCCCAACUACCUGAAGCAGCACCUGCAGAACAAGAUGAACUUUGGCUAUGGCGGCAUGGGUCCCCCACAGCAGCAGCAACCACAACCGAUGGGCCCGCCGCCGAUGGUGGUGUCAGCGCCGACUGUGGCGCCGCCACCGGGCCCCGACGAGAGCAACGGGGCAACCUCUGUGAUCACGACUGGGCCAGACGGCACACCCCUGGACGACGCCAGCCAGCAGUCGACACUGUCAAACGCGUCGGCCGCUUCCAACGAAGAUUCCGGCACUCCGAAGCGCGCGAGCAAGCAGGAGCAGCUGCAGCCGCCGCAACACCAGCCGCCGCAGCAGUUCCAGUCGCCCGGCGUCAACAGCAUGCACGACGACUCGUUCGGCGAGCCCCCUGGCAACUGGCCCCGAACUCCCGCCAGUCCGCCCACCAACAACAACAACAUUCCUUCUGGUCCCGGGAACAGCAACGAGUCCUCCUCUUCGUCCACCGGGCCGGACAAGCGACUCACUCAGAGACGUCGUUUGCAGAAACCGGAUAGCAUGAGCAAGCUGUACGAGAUGGACGAGAACCCCGAGCGGCGGCCCUGGCUGGACAAGCUGCUGCAGUUCAUGGAGGAGCGCAACACGCCCAUCAACGCGUGCCCGACCAUCUCGAAGAACACGCUCGAUCUGUUCCGCCUCUACUACAUGGUCAAGGAGCGCAACGGUUUCAUGGAGGUCACCAAAGCCAAAACGUGGAAAGACAUCGCCAUCUUGCUCAACGUGGGGUCAUCGUCCUCGGCCGCGUACACCCUGCGCAAGCACUACACGAAGCACUUGCUGCCGUUUGAGUGCCACUUUGACCGCGGUGGCAUUGACCCGCAGCCCAUCAUCAGCCAGGUGGAGGCCAGUACCAAGAAGAAACCAAAACCGACGUCAGUUCCUUCGCCAGGCUCGAGCAACUCGCAAGACUCGUUCCCGCCUCCAGGCUCAGGUUCGGCAUCGAUGGACGGCUACGGCGGCGCGUACCCAGCGUACCCUCCGUCAGGGUCAUCUUCGGGGCCAGGCGACUUUGGCUCGCAGCAGCAGGCGCCGCGGCCGUCGAGCACAGGCGACAACGUGAGCGCGUCCAACCCAUUUGACGACCCUCCUCCCAGACACCCUCAUUCCUCCUCUAGUUACGGACCGCCGCCGCCACCUCCCAGAGGCUACCAACAGCAGCCGGGUGGCUACUACGACCAGCAGCAAUACCAGCGGCCGCCAGACUUUGGGCAGCCACAGUUCGGGCCGGGCGGCCAGUAUCAGCCGCGGCCAAUGUACCCACCAUACGACGCGGAGCGGGCCGCUUAUCAGCAGGAUCCGUACCAACGGUGGCCGUCGCCGGCGGGCUACCCGCCGCGGCCAUAUCCCGCCAGCCCGCAGCAACAACAGCCGCAGCCGCCAGUGCCGCAGCCGCCGUCGGUUGCGCAGCCCGGCCAGCCGCCAGCGCCACCAGUUCCGGCAGCGGUCGGCGUGCAGCCGCCCGCGCAGCCGCCGCAGCCGCAGGGCUUCCAGCAGGACGCCUUUUACCGGCCUGACCAGCCGUACCCCCAACCGCCGCCACCGCCGCAGCAGCCGCCUCCGCAACAGUACCCGCCUGGCUCUCCUGGCGCCCCCAAUAAGACGGUGAUGCCACCGCCUCAGCAGCCGCGCCGCCACCCCGACUUCAAUAAGGAGCAGCAGCCGCCGCCGCAGCAGCCGUACUUCGGCCAUCAGCGGCCAUACGCCUGGAGCGGCCAGAAUAGCCAGUUCAGGCCUCCACCGCCAGGCUCCUUCAGCGGCCAGCAGCCGCCCCCAGGCCAGUGGAGCCAGCAGCCCCGCGGCCCACAGUGGGACCGCUUCCCUCCUAAUGCGCAGGGAUUCCAGCAGCCGCCACAGGGUCAGCAGUGGAUUCAGGGAUCAAACAUGCCAAUGCGGCCGCAGCGGCCAGCCUUCCGCGGGCCUGACCAGAAGGCAUACCCACCAGUGAUGAUGGGUGGCAAGCCGAUGCAGCCGUUCCCACCAGGCCAGCACAAGCGGGAGCACACGUUCCCGCCUGACUCGGUGGAGGCAGCGCUGCCUGUGCUCUACAAGCGGCGGCGCGUGGGCAAGGCCGACGUGGCGCCCGUGGACGCGUGGCGUCUCAUGAUGAGUCUCAAGUCGGGACUGCUCGCCGAGAGCUGCUGGGCCUUGGACGUGCUCAACGUGCUUCUAUUCGACGACCAGUCUGUUGCCUACUUUGGCCUCAACAACCUGCCUGGCAUGCUUGACGUGCUGCUCGAGCACCUCCGCAAGAGUCUGGCCGAUAUGUUUGACGAGAGCGAGGAAGACGCCAACCACAACAAGAAAUGGUACGAGGCAGCAACCCGCGAAGCAAAGGAUGUUGACCUCGGGUGCGCGCGGCCGGUGGACCUAAACGAGCGAGUGCAAGUGCUGAGCGGCCGCAACGGCCAAAACUAUUCGUUAGUCACUCGCAAAGGCGAGAAAGUGAGCGUGAUCGCGCGCGACUCAGACCCGUUCGUGGACGACUCGCGGCGCCCGUGGGACGACGAGGAAGCCACCGAGGACGCGCUGCUGCGGGCGCCACCCGGCACUGGAACCGUUGCCGGUGACGGCGGCGACGGUAUGCGCUACAUCACUGGCUGCUUCCGCGCCGAAUUCGGCAACGUGCCCUUUGUCCGCCUCAUGCCUGGCGAGGCCAAGGAGAAGCCUCCGGCGACGCCUUUGCAGGACCCAGAGCCGCCUCCGCUGUCCGCCGAGCAAAUCAAACAGGAGGAGGAAGAGGUGGAGACUGAGAAGGCAGCGACAGCCAAGGAGGAGGAGGAGGCUGAAGCCAGGGCGGCGGAAGAGUCGACGCCAACAGCGCGGCUGGAGGUGCGCGAUCCGGCCGGCUCGCUGAAGCGGAAGCGCAUGGAGGACUACGAAGACGAGGCGUACACGCGCGACGAGGCGUCGCUGUGUGUGGUGAGCGAGUCGCAGGAGGGCGUAGCGCGCCGGUGUCUGUGCGUGCUGAACGUGCUGCGCUCGCUCAGCUUCAUCCCCGGCAACGAGCUGGAGCUGGCGCGCAGCAACGCCUUCCUGCAGCUGCUCGGCAAGCUGGUGGCUCUGCACCACGAGCACCCACCGAGGCCGCCCAGGGUCAGGGCCAACUACGACCGCGACGACUCGGACGCCGAGUGCGGCGCCGACGCCUCGUGCUCGUCGCUCGCAGGCGAACAGGAGUGGUGGUGGUCCGAGCUGCACGUGAUCCGCGAGGCGGUGCUCGUCAUGAUCGCCAACAUCUCGGGCUACCUCGACCUCGGCCAGCACCCUGAAGACGUGUCCAGGCCCAUUCUCGACGGCCUGCUCCACUGGGUCGUCUGCCCGGCCGCCUACGGACAAGACUCUUUCCCCGUCUCGCAGCUCUCGCCGCAGCGCCUCGCGCUAGAGGCUCUCUGCAAGCUCUGCGUCACCGAGGCCAACGUCGACCUCUUGCUCGCUACACCCCCACACUCGAGACUAGAGAGGCUGUGCUCCACGCUCGCCAAGAUGCUCUGCAGGUCGGAAGAGCAGCCGUUGCGCGAGUUCGCGGUGAACAUGCUGCACUCGCUGGCGGCGGCGGCGUCGUCGGCGGCGCGGAUCGUGGCGAUGCAGGCGCCAACAGUGAGCCUGCUGCUGGGCUUCAUCGAGCAGGCAGAGCAGUCGGCGCUGGGCGUGGCCAACCAGCACGGCAUCCAGGCGCUGCGCGACAACCCCGAGGCCAUGGGCACCAGCCUGGACAUGCUGCGGCGGGCGGCGGCCACGCUGCUGCACCUGUCACGCCACCGCGCCAACCGGCCGCUCUUCGUGCAGCAGGAGCAGCGCCUGCUCACGCUGGUCAUGUCGCAGAUCCUCGACCAGCACGUGGCCGCCAUCUUGGCCAGGGUGCUGUACCAGUGCUCGCGCGCCGCCGAGUGCUCGUAGUGACACACACAGACUGCCCCCGUGGCCCUCGAGACGCACUUACGAAGCAGCAGCCCCCGAGUGACCAGAGAGAAAAAGAGAGAUAGAAAGAUGGAAAGCAAGAGAGCGACCGGCCGUGCGUGACCUGCGAGUACGGACCAGUGACGAGUGAGUGAGUGAGCAAAGGAGAGUGAAGCGCAGCCCGAACGAAUGCGGAGGAACACUCAGCUGGACGAAUGAAAAGCUAUGAGAUUUUAGAACGAGUUUGAUUGUUCUCUCGUGGAUGACAUUGAUGAUGAGUUAAGUUAUUUAGGAUUCUCAUUUCAAGUCUGCGAACUAGGCGUGGCUUGUGAAAGCAUUUUCCCAAUAAAAAUGAAAGUGAAUUUGUUAAAAAAA